AUGAUUAACAUAUCAGUGCUGGAGCUCGACGGAGGAUCAACACACUCACAUCCUGUCAAGGGAUCAGGGACGCGUUCGGUCAGCGAGGCUCGAGCUCGACACAGGAUCAACACACUCACAUACUGCCAAGGGAUCAGGGACGCGUUCGGUCAGCGAGGCUCGAGCUCGACAACAGGAUCAACACACUCACAUACUGCCAAGGGAUCAGGGACGCGUUCGGUCAGCGAGGCUCGAGCUCGACACAGGAUCAACAAACUCACCCACUGUCAAGGGAUCAGGGACGCGUUCGGUCCAGCGAGGCUCGAGCUCGACACAGGAUCAACACACUCACAUUCUGUCAAGGGAUCAGGGACGCGUUCGGUCAGCGAGGCUCGAGCUCCACACAGGAUCAACACACUCACAUCCUGUCAAGGGAUCAGGGACGCGUUCGGUCAGCGAGGCUCGAGCUCGACGGAGGAUCAACACACUCACAUUCUGUCAAGGGAUCAGGGACGCGUUCGGUCCAGCGAGGCUCGAGCUCGACACAGGAUCAACACACUCACAUCCUGUCAAGGGAUCAGGGACGCGUUCGGUCAGCGAGGCUCGAGCUCGACGCAGGAUCAACACACUCACAAACUGUCAAGGGAUCAGGGACGCGUUCGGUCAGCGAGGCUCGAGCUCGACGCAGGAUCAACACACUCACAGGCUGUCAAGGGAUCAGGGACGCGUUCGGUCAGCGAGGCUCGAGCUCGACGGAGGAUCAACACACUCACAGGCUGUCAAGGGAUCAGGGACGCGUUCGGUCAGCGAGGCUCGAGCUCGACACAGGAUCAACACGCUCACAAACUGUCAAGGGAUCAGGGACGCGUUCGGUCAGCGAGGCUCGAGCUCGACACAGGAUCAACACACUCACUUUCUGUCAAGGGAUCAGGGACGCGUUCGGUCAGCGAGGCUCGAGCUCGACACAGGAUCAACACACUCACUUUCUGUCAAGGGAUCAGGGAUGCGUUCGGUCAGCGAGGCUCGAGCUCGACACAGGAUCAACACACUCACAUCCUGUCAACGGGUCAGCAAUGCCCGGGCCUUAGGUCAGCAUGCUGGCAGAAAUGUGACCAGACGCACUAUCUACAAGUAACCGUCAAAUAUGAAUGAUGUAGUUUGCGGAAACCAUGCCCCCAAAUCGUUUACAAUCU
This is a messenger RNA of Suillus subalutaceus, 1172 nucleotides long. RefSeq lists its product as uncharacterized. The record is from RefSeq and is a predicted model, not a curated record. Lineage: Eukaryota; Fungi; Basidiomycota; Agaricomycetes; Boletales; Suillaceae. The transcript has 2 exons. Bases 1 to 1131 code for a protein of 376 amino acids.